UUUUAUUUCAAUGAAACGCAGCACACCAAACUAACUAUACAUCCUCUCCAUCUCUCUUCGCGCUUCCCUGUCUGUCUCUAUUCUCUCUUUAAUGCUAUCUCUGCGCGUUAGGGUUUGCUGAUCUCAUUCUGCCAUAAUUGGAAUACGGGUUGAGCUUCACUUAAUCAGGAUUUUCAGCCUUAAUCAGAAGAAGCUUGAUGGCUGGACUUUCGGGAUUUGGGAGCCUUGCACCUAAGACCAAGAACUUUGUAGUUGCCGGUGGAUUGACAUCGUUCGUCUUUGGGGUAUAUUUCUACACCAUGAGGGCCGUGGGAGGAACAGAUGAGCUGCAAGUGGCCAUAGAUAAGUUUGAGGGUCAAAAGAACAAGAAAGAGGCUGAACCAAGUUUGCCAUCUAAAGUUUAAUUACAUGUUUACUUGUAUUCUGUUUUGUUGUCUAAAGCGAGAUAAGUUUUUCUUGUUACUCUUUUCCUACAAUAAGUUCUUGCUGGAUUAAUAUUUCUUCAUUAAAUAUCAACACUAUAGAAAUUUAUUUUACUUA
Messenger RNA from Humulus lupulus (European hop), 540 nucleotides. RefSeq lists its product as uncharacterized. NCBI's taxonomy places the organism in Eukaryota, Viridiplantae, Streptophyta, Magnoliopsida, Rosales, Cannabaceae. Bases 198 to 404 code for a protein of 68 amino acids. The transcript has 2 exons. The record is from RefSeq and is a predicted model, not a curated record.